UUUUGCCGUGGGUAUUUUCUUGUUCGACAUCAGUUUGGAAUUUUUCUUUCCACAAUUCCAGUGGUUUUCAAGCACGAAGUAUUUCCUUGCUGGAAGAGCAAUUACAGUUCGGUCUAGAUGGCUCUCGAGAUAGAAGCUGCGGAUGUAGUCCGUCUUAUUCAACAAUAUUUGAAAGAGAAUAACUUGCUCCGGACUUUGGCAGUUUUGCAAGAGGAGUCACAAGUCUCUCUCAACACUGUGGAUAGCUUGGAUGGCUUCGUCUCAGACAUCAAUAACGGUCACUGGGACACUGUGUUACAGGCUAUUCAACCUCUGAAGCUUCCAGACAAGACGCUGAUCAGUCUCUAUGAGCAGAUUGUUCUCGAGUUGAUAGAACUCCGUGAACUUGGCGCAGCGCGAUCACUGCUGCGAGAGACAGACCCUAUGAUCUUGUUGAAGCAGCAAGAUCCAGACAGGUACGUUCGUCUGGAGCAACUUCUUCAAAGAAACUACUUUGAUGCUCGCGAAGUUUACCCUGACGGAGGCAGCAAGGAGAAGCGCAGGGCUGCCAUUGCACAGGCCCUGUCUGGUGAGGUAUCAGUGGUACCACCGUCUCGCCUGCUUUCUCUGCUUGGGCAGUCCCUGAAGUGGCAGCAGCAUCAAGGUUUGCUGCCACCCGGCACUAGCAUUGAUGUGUUCCGUGGCAAAGCUGCUCUUCGUGACCAGGAGGACGAGACAUAUCCAACGCAGGUGCACCGUAACAUCAAGUUUGGCACGAAGACGUUCGUUGAGAGCUGUUUGUUCUCUCCCGACGGUCAAUACCUGGUCAGUGGGAGCACAGAUGGUUUUGCUGAGGUGUGGAAUUUCCAAACUGGGAAAAUCCGUAAAGACUUGAAGUACCAGGCCCAGGAUAACUUCAUCAUGAUGGAUUCGUCGAUCACAGCCCUUAGUUUCAGUCGUGACAGUGAGAUGCUGGCAACAGGCAGCAGGAGUGGAAAGGUCAGAGUGUGGAAAAUAGCGACAGGGCAAUGCCUGCGCAAGUUUGAGAAUGCACACAGUGAUGCCGUCAGCUCGAUUACGUUCUCCCGCGAUAGCGCGCAGCUGCUCACCGCGUCGACAGACGAGCUAGUUCGCAUCCAUGGCCUGCGGUCGGGCAAGACAUUGAAGGAGUUCCGCGGUCACAGGUCAUUUGUCAAUCUAGCAGUGUUCACCCAGGAUCAGCACAAUAUCAUCAGUGGUUCCAGCGACGGCUCUGUCAAGGUCUGGAGUGUGAAAACGACCGAGUGCCUGCACACAUUCAAAGUUGCCAUUGCCGGACAGGUCGGUGAGCUUCCUGUCCUGUCGGUGCAUGUCAAUCCUCGCAACACCGAACAAGUCAUCAUUUGCAACAGAUCAAACACCGUGUCCAUCAUCAACCAGCAAGGCCAGGUCGUGAGGAAGUUCACGUCGGGAAAACGUAGCGGCGGUGACUUCGUUGCGUGCGCUGUCUCGCCGCGAGGAGAAUGGAUUUAUGCCGUUGGUGAAGAUUUCAUCCUCUACUGCUUUAGCACGACGACCGGAAAGCUAGAACGUACUAUGGAGAUCCACGAGAAGCAGGUACGUGGCCUGUGUCUACAUCCGCAUCAAAACCUGCUGGCUACAUUUGCAGAGGACUCGCAGCUAAAGCUAUGGAAGCCAUAGUGUCGUGCUAGUUCCAGUGAUACUGUUCACCCCUGUCCACCUUGUACAUAUUUCCUCGUCCUCCUGGUUUGCAGGUGUUCCCUUUCUGUACCAGUAGUGUUUUGAGGACCUGAUCUUGCAACAGCCAAUUAGCGUUGACUACAGUGUCGUAUACAGCUAGCCAUUGUGUAUAUUGUUGUGCGGUGUCUUGUUUGCGCUCUGCACUUGUCUCCGUGUUUUGUACAUGAUGCAUUUUAGAUUGUGUAUUGCUUUUCUAUUCGAGACACAUGACAAGAAAAAAUUAGCGGAUUGCUCAUAAAAUCUCUCCAUUUCCCUUCCAACAGGACUCCAUGAAACCUACACUCUUCUGAUGUAAACAAUAACAUGACAUAACUCUGCCUUUCCCCUCGCCUUGAUCUCAUUGUCGUUUCUAUGUUGUUAUUUUUUUAGGGAUUCUGGAUUGCACUUCGCAAAUGUGAUGCAUAUACAUGCACUGCAUUGAUAAUAAUUAUUUUGUCAUUCAUUGUAAACCUUGAAGUUGCUGUCAACUGUGUAAAAUUACCAAAAAAACCUGUAAUUCGGA
This is a messenger RNA of Sycon ciliatum, 2221 nucleotides long. Its product is annotated as WD40 repeat-containing protein SMU1-like. Gene Ontology annotation, molecular function: protein binding. The transcript has a single exon. Gene Ontology annotation, biological process: mRNA splicing, via spliceosome. Lineage: Eukaryota; Metazoa; Porifera; Calcarea; Leucosolenida; Sycettidae. Gene Ontology annotation, cellular component: precatalytic spliceosome. The record is from RefSeq and is a predicted model, not a curated record. Bases 118 to 1659 code for a protein of 513 amino acids.